Punica granatum (pomegranate) is the source of this 2364-nucleotide messenger RNA. The record is from RefSeq and is a predicted model, not a curated record. Lineage: Eukaryota; Viridiplantae; Streptophyta; Magnoliopsida; Myrtales; Lythraceae.
GGCGGCAGCAGCAAGGUCGAUGCCAAACAAGCAGAGGUCACUCAUCAAGAAGCUGGCAGAGGGGAAGCCGGUGAGUAAACCUGACCUGGUGAAUAUCAUCAAGGACCUGCGGAAGGACUGUAAGUACGAAUACGCGCUUCAGGUGAGUCUCCACCCGAAGCUCAAGCUUUAAUCAGUGUUGACAUCAAUGCCGAUGAUUGAGGCAUAUCUUUGAUCAUCAAUGCCAACAGUCAUGUCCACGCUUUGUUUAAGUUCCUUGCGGAUUACUUUUGUAUGCUAAUUGCCGAAUUGAGCAGCUAUUUCCGGAGAGGCUCACUCAACUAUCUUAUCAUCAGAUCUCAAUUUAUAGUUUUGAUCUUUCUCUUGGUGAUUCCAGUGGAACUAAAUGAUAAACAAUAAGGUAAACAUUGGAUCCAUAAGCGAAACAUCAUUGCUUGAGGAUAGUCUGCUCUGGUUUUCGUUUGAUUUGUUGUAAUUUUUGCGAAUUGAUAAACUCGAAAGAUUGCCGCCACAUGCUGUGAAAUGCAUAAUUGUUGGAGCGGUAAAAAGAAUAGCAGUCGCUGUUGAGGAAAUUAUGCACCCCCAUUGAUGUUUGUGUUGCUUCGUACAAGCAUAGGUGAUGGAGUUGAUGGAGAAUCGGAAUAUCGACGUUUCAUUAAGGGAUUAUGCCAUUCGCUUGGAUCUUAUAUCAAAGGUCAAAGGGGUUGCUGCAGUUGAGAAUUAUUUCCACAACCUGCAUUAGCGGAGAACAAGUAUACCUAUACAGCUCUUUUGAAUUAUUACAGUAAGGAAGCAAUGGAAGACAAGGCAUUUGCUGCUGUUCAAGGAGAUGGGAGGAUUGGGUUUUACUUGCCAUCCUUUGCCUUACGGUAACAUUAUGAGCCUAUACAUGAGAAUCAGAAAACCCCAGAAAAUUCUGAGCCUAGUGGGGGAGAUGAAACGAAAAAACAUCUCCUUGGACUUGUUGAGCUAUAAUAUGUGGAUGCAGAGCUACGCGUGCAUAGAUGACGUGGAGAGAACAGAGAGGGUCUACCACAAAAUGUUAGGAAAUUAUGCGUCUCUUUGCGAUUGGACCACAUAUAGUACCCUAGCUUCGCUCUAUGUCAAGGCAGGGCUCACUGAGAAAGCAGAGUCAGCUCUUAAGAAAUUAGAGUCGGUUGUGGAGCCCAAAGAACGAGAGGCCUACCACCAUCUUAUCACCCUCUAUGCAGGUCUUAAUAAUCUGGGGGAGGUUCAGAGGGUGUGGGCAUCCCUGAAGGCGGCUUAUCUUAUCAACAACAGCAGCUAUGUCGCGAUGCUCAGCAGCCUGCAUAGAUUGAAAGACUUCGAGGGUUUAAGGAAAGUUUUCGAGGAGUCUGUCUGACUGCUUGAGCUAUGACAAUAGGUUAGUAAAGAUUGCUAUAAGUGCUUAUCUGGAUCAAGACAGACUCGAAGAAGCUGAAGCUCUAUUCAAGGAUGCCUUGGAGAAUUCCAGCAGGCCAUUCUUGCGUGGAAUUGAACUGUUUAUGGUAUAUUUCUUGGGGAAAGGGCGGGUAGUUCGGAGCAUGGAGUUGCUGAAAGCUGCUGUGUUCAUGUGCAAGGAGGGGAAGUGGAUCCCAGAGGAGCGUACAAUCAAAGGCGUUUCAGAUGCAAUUUGAGGGGGGAAGAGAUGUAGAUUCCGCAAAUGAAUUGUUCAAUCUUUUAAAGGAUGUAGGCGGUCUCAAAGGUACUGCAUACAGACUGUUACUCAAGACUUAUGCAGCUGCAGGCAAAACUGAUCGAGAGAUGCGUAAAAUGCUGGAGGAAGAUGGGAUCGAGAUAGACGAUGAGCUUGAGAAGGUGCUUGAAAAGAUUUGCCCCUCCUCAUAACUUCUUAGUAAGGUACUACUCCAUUUAUUCUGGAGAUUUUUUCUGGAUUGCAUGGGGAGGGACCUUUACAUAUAUAAUCCCAAGUAUUUAUGAUAUCGAGGACGCAUGAACCUGAUAUCUAACCUCUAUUCAAUUGUCUUGGGAAUGAUUGCGUCGUCCAUGUCAUUGUAUAGUUUUCUCACUAAUUUUGGGAUACAAAGAUGUCGAAUAGACAAUGCUUUAAAGAGGCUGCAUCAUUCCUCUUCACUGAUAUGAGUUAUAUCUUGUCUGCCUUCACUGAUCGAGCAUUGGAUUCAGAAGGAACAACCAUUAUAAGAUUGACUCCCAAAUUUGUCAUUGUAUUGGUUUGUACUUUGCACCUAACUUUAAACCUAAAAUAAUGGUCGCCCGAUGUUUUUCUGUCAUCAACUGUUUAUGAUUGCUGUUCAAGGUACAAUUACAACGGUCUUCAAUCUGUUCCGACUGUAUAGCACUUUACUAAUCACUAAUGGGUGAUUCCAGAAGUUGCUUUGUUCA